Messenger RNA from Daktulosphaira vitifoliae (grape phylloxera), 618 nucleotides. RefSeq lists its product as uncharacterized. The coding region runs from base 16 to 468 and encodes 150 amino acids. The transcript is spliced from 3 exons. Lineage: Eukaryota; Metazoa; Arthropoda; Insecta; Hemiptera; Phylloxeridae. Gene Ontology annotation, molecular function: calcium ion binding. The record is from RefSeq and is a predicted model, not a curated record.
AAUUUUUGUGAGCAAAUGUAUCCCAUAACAAAUUAUUACGUAAAAAAAGUAAAAACUGGUGUAUUUAAUUUGAGAAGUAUUAAAUAUAUUGAUAACAUAAUCAACAAGUUUAAUUUUUGGAAAUUAACAGAUGAACCAGAGAUAACUUCAAGCGACUUGAUUAAUAUUAUGACAGAAGCACUACAAAAAGAAGAAAAUAUUUUAAAAGAGUCCCUUUGUAGAUAUGAUGUAAAAAAGAAUGGCACCAUUACAAUAAAAGAUGCAGAAAAAGUUUUCACGAAUAAUAAAUGUUUUAAGGGUAAAUUAUUUGGUAAUGAAUUAAACAACGUACUCAAUGUGUAUACCGAUCCUCAAAAUCAAGUUAAAUACAAUGAGCUGUUAGAAAAUAUUGUCAAGCAUAUUGAAGGACAUCCUAUUGAAGUUGAUAAUCAAGACACUAAUGAUUUCAUAAAAUUGUCGUUCCAAUAAUUAUGUAUAAGAUAAUUUUUAAAAAAAUACUCGAAGUAGCUUAUACUCAUAGUUUAUAAAAUAUAGUAUAACUUUAUUAAAAUCAUUUGUUGCAUGAUAUAUUUAUUUUUAAAUGUUUAAAUUGUUAUAAAUAAAUUGAUGUUUGAUUUA